Quercus lobata is the source of this 435-nucleotide messenger RNA. RefSeq lists its product as uncharacterized. Bases 1 to 435 code for a protein of 144 amino acids. NCBI's taxonomy places the organism in Eukaryota, Viridiplantae, Streptophyta, Magnoliopsida, Fagales, Fagaceae. The transcript has a single exon. The record is from RefSeq and is a predicted model, not a curated record.
AUGGCGGACGAGAUCAUGUGUAGGGCCUUCCCUACCACAUUAAGGGGUCCCGCAAGAAUUUGGUUUAGCAGGUUGACGCCCAAUUCCAUCAGUACUUUCAAGGACCUAAGCGCCCAGUUCGUUUCACACUUUAUUGGGGGACAUAGAUAUAAGAAGUCAACCACAUGUCUAAUGAGCAUUAGGCAACGGGAGGAUGAGACACUAAGGUCUUAUAUAGCCCAGUUCAACAUGGAAGCACUUUCGAUUGACGAAGUUGACAACAAGAUACUCAUGGCAACUUUCACGAAUGGGUUACAAAAGGGUAAGUUUCUAUUCUCCUUAUACAAGAAUGACCUGAAAACCAUGUCAGAUGUACUUUACAGGGCCACCAAGUACAUGAAUGCUGAAGAUGCGCUACUGGCCCGUGAGGAGAAGCCCAAGAAGAGAGAGAGGUAG